AUGAGUGAAUCACAUGAUCAUGCAACGAUUACACAUGACUCUGAAAUAGUUGAACCACAUGAUUCUACAAUGAAUGAACAGAAUGAUAAUAAAAUUAUUGAGAGUAGUGAUUGCGAAGAAACUUUUUGUCACGAUAUUACAAAAUUAUGGAAUAAAAAAGAUUAUUUUUAUAAAAUUGACAAUGCUACAGAAGGAAAAAUUAUAAAAAAUUUUGAACUAAAACUAAAAAAUAAAGAUAUACAAGUAGAGGAUGCUUUUUACAGCUCUAGUAAUAUUAUACCUGUAGCAGAAAUAAGCCAAUUAAAAGAUGAUUCAUACAUUAAAAAGAAUUUAGAAUGUAGAGAAUUACGAGAGCUUAACUUUGAAUUUCUGAUUUUAUGCAAUAAAAAUAUAAAAGAAAUACAAGAUUACAUAGAAAUAUAUAGACUUUGUACAGAUGAAGAUGAAAAACUUAUUCUUAGAAAUAUAAUUCUACAGAAAAAAAGACAAGAUAUUUUGUAUAAUAGCGUAAGAAAUUAUAUAUCUGAUCUAAUAAUUAAGGCAGAGGAUUGUUAUAUUUUUAUUGAUUCUGUCUGGUCUACUGUGUUUAGAAAAAGCCUUGAAUUAGUAACAACAGAUCUAAGUAGUCAAGAAUGUAAUUAA
Messenger RNA from Vairimorpha ceranae, 642 nucleotides. RefSeq lists its product as hypothetical. The record is from RefSeq and is a predicted model, not a curated record. The transcript has a single exon. NCBI's taxonomy places the organism in Eukaryota, Fungi, Microsporidia, Nosematidae. The coding region runs from base 1 to 642 and encodes 213 amino acids.